AUUAUUUUUUUGGAAUGGUAUUAUUUCUCUAAGUUUGAAACGGAAUAAUUACAAAACAAUAUAUUUGAACUUUUCCAGGGAAAGCCUUUCAAUAUGAGCAAAAAUUGGUUUUGUAACAGAGGUCUAUCACCUAUCACACAGCAUCCAAGAGAUGAAGAAAAAGAUAAGACUUCUGAAACAGUGAUUACUGAUUCACGUAAGGUGUCAUCUGUGGUUAAACAAAACAGCGACCACAGUGACUGCAACUCGGUAAUAUCUUCUACAUCCCCCAAGAUAUGCUGUACACCCCAUCAUCAUCAAUAUCCCGGUUUAUCAGAAAAUGUUCAUUGCAGUAACUUUACAAACGUUACCUCGAUAACGAGAGCAAGUGGAAGAUCCAGACCACCAAAGUGAAUCAGCUCGGUAAAGCAAUAUAUGUAUUCUUUAUGAAAACCAUGUCUGAUAUAUUGUCAUUCAUUUCAGUUCAUAUCUCUUACUUCGCCUAAUAUAUGCUGGCACACCACCAUCAUCUCUGUAAUUUCUGAUGCAGAAGAUGAAGAUUAAAGUCCCCCACACUAGGGAAGAGGGCUGAGGACGAGGAACUGGACAGGAGCGAUGAGGCCAGAGACAACUUACAUUCGGCAAGUGUCAAGAAGAAUGUUACUAUACAUGCAAAAGCUGAAUCAAUUCCCACCGCAGAAUGUGAUCAGUCUGCACCCAGUCAGUCUGGUUCUUCAUCAGUGAAUACUGGACUGUCAGGAAAGAAGAAAAAAGUUACAGUUUUCUGUUGUUUUUGUGAAUGUGAGGUUUUUCAUUU
Acanthoscelides obtectus is the source of this 796-nucleotide messenger RNA. The record is from the annotation of a GenBank genome assembly. NCBI's taxonomy places the organism in Eukaryota, Metazoa, Arthropoda, Insecta, Coleoptera, Chrysomelidae.